UAAGGAUCCAAAAUUAAGGCUUAGCGUUGAAGUACUUUGAGGUGGAGUCCUCCUUCCCUUUAUAACUCCUCCAAAUUCCAUCGUCUCCUUCAUCUCUAUCGUAAACUUCAAACCAAUUCCAGAGCUAUGGUUGAUUCUAGGGUAGAUACAAUUUCAAGAUUAGCUCAAUGGAGGAUCGAUUCUCUCGGCCCUUGCAACUUCAAGAAAUCUGAUCCUUUCAAGCUCGGAAUCUGGAAUUGGCAUUUGUCGGUCGAGAAGAGUCGAUAUCUUCACAUUCGUUUGUUCCCUGAGCCCUCCAAGAUCGCCAAGGAGCAGCCUCCGAUUGCUCGCUUUUAUAUUCGAGUCUCUAGCGUUGGACCCAACCGUAGACCUACUGUUUCUCCCAUUAAUGAAAAACUUCUUCGGACAAGUGAAGACUUUGUUUGGGCUGUUGAUUCCACCUUCCAUGGUCGCUUCAUUGUUGAUGUCGAAUUUCUUGACUUGAGGAUCUGCCCUAUGAAUGGUUUGGAGAGAGGAGAAGCGAGUUCUAUAUGGCCAAUGGAGGGAUUAAUGCAAUCUGUAUCAUCUCAAAGCACUCUUCAAUGCCUCGCUCGCAUGCUAGACGAAGCUAUCCAUGCCGAUGUCACCAUUAAGACAAUCGAUGGCACAUUACAAGCUCAUAAAGCCAUUUUAUCGGUCAGCUCUCCUGUUUUCAAGAGCAUGUUCCAUCACAAUCUCAAAGAAAAAGAGUCUUCCAUCAUCUUCAUUGAAGACAUGACUUUAGAAGCCUGCAUGGCUUUGUUACGUUACUUGUAUGGAACAAUAACUGAAGAACACUUCUGGAAACAUCGACUGUCGCUGCUCCAAGCAGCGAACAAGUAUGGUAUUGUAGACCUAAAAGAUGCAUGUGAGGAGAGCCUUCUAGAAGACAUAAACUCAACCAAUGUCCUUGGGAGACUGCAAGAAGCAUGGCUCUAUCAGCUGCAUAAACUGAAAAAAAGAUGUUUGGCAUACUUAUUCGAUUUUGGUAAGGUUUACGAUAUUAGAGAUGAAUUAAAUGACUUCUUCAGGCAAGCGGAUCGGGAACUGAUGAUGGAGAUGUUCCAAGAAGUGCUUACAGUAUGGAAACCAGUUUAAUAAUAAUGAGUUUUCAUCCUCAUCAUGUGUGAAGCUUUGCGACUUACCUUAUGAUGAAUAUGUAUAUAUAUCUGUAAAGGUUAUUUAGGGACAAUGGAAAGUUUAAUAACAAUGAGUUUUCAUCCAA
Cucumis melo (muskmelon) is the source of this 1243-nucleotide messenger RNA. RefSeq names its product BTB/POZ domain-containing protein At1g21780. The transcript is spliced from 4 exons. Bases 127 to 1116 code for a protein of 329 amino acids. Lineage: Eukaryota; Viridiplantae; Streptophyta; Magnoliopsida; Cucurbitales; Cucurbitaceae. Gene Ontology annotation, molecular function: protein binding. The record is from RefSeq and is a predicted model, not a curated record.